Messenger RNA from Peronospora matthiolae, 669 nucleotides. The record is from the annotation of a GenBank genome assembly. Lineage: Eukaryota; Oomycota; Peronosporomycetes; Peronosporales; Peronosporaceae.
AUGUCAGUUACUUACCUGCACGUGCUGCUCGUGACGCUUCUCGGGUUCUCCACAGCAGUUGCGGUCCGAUCGAUAGUAGAGCCCAUCAUCAUCGGUGCCGACGUCGUCAAGAACAUUACGGUACGUGUUUCGAUCAUCGGUGAUGCUCUCUUCGAAGACAUCUCGACAGCAUCUCCGAUACUCGGCAAGAGCACUCUAGACGACGUCAGCGGCCUCACCAACCCGAAUUACAUCCGGCACUUGCAGACUUCGUACACUUCGGUCGACUUCCGGACUGGAAUACUAAAUGCCGUCAAUGCGGAACGCGUCGCCAGAAAUCUGCCAGAGUUAUGUAUGAAUCUGGAGCUCCAAAACGCUGCCCAAGGCCACUCCAACGACAUGGCGGUCUACAAUUACAUGGGUCACACAGGCUCAGACGGCUCGAAGAUGUCGGGCCGAAUCGAAGCUGAAGGGUACCACCGGAUCGCUUGUGGUGAAAAUGUGGCAGCAGGCCAAGUAUCUGUGGAACAAGUGGUUGAGGCAUGGAUGGCGUCUCCUCCGCACCGUGAAAACAUUUUGCGCGAAAAGUUCACCAUGCUCGGCUGUGGCUAUGCGUACACUGAUAACUCCACCUACGGCCGUUACUGGACCCAGAACUUUGGAACCAGCACGAACGAGGAGUGCAUUUAA